Messenger RNA from Plasmodium relictum, 1050 nucleotides. RefSeq names its product conserved Plasmodium protein, unknown function. The record is from RefSeq and is a predicted model, not a curated record. Gene Ontology annotation, biological process: motile cilium assembly; cilium movement involved in cell motility; axoneme assembly. The coding region runs from base 1 to 1050 and encodes 349 amino acids. Gene Ontology annotation, cellular component: axoneme. NCBI's taxonomy places the organism in Eukaryota, Apicomplexa, Aconoidasida, Haemosporida, Plasmodiidae. The transcript has a single exon.
AUGAUUAAUUUAAAAAAUUUAGAUUUUCAUUUAGAAAAUUUAUGUGAAUCUAAUAGAUGCUUUAAUGAUGAAGAAAAACUAGGUUUACUAUUUGGUAUGACUAAUUUAGAAGACAAAAUAAAAAAAGAAAUUUAUUUAUGGGGUAAAAUAGAAGGAAUUCAAAAUGAUUACUACAUAACUUAUUAUUUUAAUUAUGAUAAUUUUUUUCCAAAAAAAAAUUUUUAUUAUUGUAACAAUGAUUAUGAAUUUCACGAAAUCAAAAAAGGAAAUGACAGCUUAAUAAAAAAAAUUGAAAAAAAGGCACCUUUCACUUUAUUUAAUGGAUUACCAAAUAGUUUUUAUUGGAGAAAUCAUAAAAAAAAAACAAGAAAUGAAAAAAAUAACGCAGAUAAUGAAAAUUAUGAUAGUGAUAAUGAUAAUAGUGAUAAUGAAAAUUCUGAUAAUGGAAAUAAUGAUAGUGAAAAUGAUGAUAGUGGAAAUAAUGAUAGUGAAGAUGACGACAAUGAAAAUGAUGGAAAUGAAAAUGGAAAUAGUGAAAAUGAUGAUAGUGAAGAUAAACAAAGCAAAAGCAAACAAAAUGAAAAUAAAAAUGAAAAAAAUAAAAAGUAUGAUAAACAAAAUGUUACAGAACUUGAAAGAUUAUCUUACAUUGUAAGAAAGAUAGAUGAAGAAGCAUUUAUAAUACCUUACAAUUCAGUAAAGAUUAAUAGCAAUCUAGAAGUGAAAUUUUCCAUUUUUAACGGAUUAAACAUUUUAGAAGCUUUAAAGUUGACAUCGUGGGUUCAUUUCAGAUACCCUAAAAACUUAACAUAUGAUAAAAUUAAAAAUUAUGAUACUUUUUUUUUAAAUAAUUUUUUAGAUUCUAUUAAUUCAGAUAAUCCAACAAAUAUGUGGAAUAUCAAAAUAAAUGAAGAGUUAAAUAAAAUUUCUAUCAUAAAUUAUUUAUAUCCUGGUUAUGUGUUUUAUCAUAUUCUUAAUACCCCUUUUUAUGGAUCUUUAUAUAUAGGAAAUGGAAUGUCCAAUUACGAUUUACCUUUUUUACUACCUUAA